Eurytemora carolleeae is the source of this 432-nucleotide messenger RNA. RefSeq lists its product as uncharacterized. The coding region runs from base 7 to 432 and encodes 141 amino acids. The transcript is spliced from 6 exons. The record is from RefSeq and is a predicted model, not a curated record. Lineage: Eukaryota; Metazoa; Arthropoda; Copepoda; Calanoida; Temoridae.
AGAAAUAUGUUUGAAAUUGCAGAAUUGAAGACGACAUUUAAUGAGGUGGAGACAUGUAUCCUUGCUCUCUCACAACUCUUGUUCUCUGUGCUAGGAACCAUGUUGAACAAUCUGAUACUAAACACAGUUAAAGAUACUCCAGGAUUGCCCUCCUCUACCUACCAUGUGUUACUGCUAAACCUAAGCCUAUGCAACUUGCUUGUGUGUUCAAUAGUAAAACCUAUGUCGGGUAUAUAUAUCAGCUAUGCUUAUGCUAGGAAGGAGAAGGAUGUUGGGUUGGAGUUCUGUAGUCUGUACACUAUUUGCAAUAAUGCCGCGUUAUUCAUUUUACCUUGGAGCAUUCUAGUUCUGGCUUGGCAAGUAUUUCUAUCCGGAAGACGAGCUGAGGAAAGAGGGUUGGGUGUACCUAGAGACGCGCUUAGGAAAUCCUAA